GCAGCUCGCUGCUGCAUCCCCAUCCCACAAUCCCUUGCUGGGUUUGCUGCAGUCUUUUCAACAGACGCUGAGUGCGAAAAAGAUGUCCUGUAAGAUAAAGAUUGAUUGGUCUGGAUGCCGAAAGGGGUCUCCCACUUGUUAAUGACCCAGAAACAUUCCUGCCGACUUUGCGGGGCCUCCUCUCUUUCCGUCCGUUGGUCUGCUCCUCGGCCCUGUUCCUGAGCUGGCGCAUCACCACACGGAGCAGAAGAUAUGCGGGGCUUCUGAUGAUGGCUGCACUGCAUGCAGCAGCGUGCAGGAUCCAAGACAGUCGGCCUCCCAUGUCAGUGGUCUAGGAUGGCCAGUGAAGCCACCAACAUCCCAAGUCCUGUGGUGCGCCAGAUUGACAAGCAGUUUCUGAUUUGCAGUAUAUGCCUGGAACGGUACAAGAAUCCCAAGGUUCUCCCCUGUCUGCACACUUUCUGCGAGAGGUGCCUGCAGAACUACAUUCCGGCCCACAGUCUAACCCUCUCCUGCCCAGUGUGCCGCCAGACCUCCAUCCUGCCCGAGAAGGGGGUGGCCGCACUCCAGAACAACUUCUUCAUCACGAACCUGAUGGACGUGCUGCAGAGAACUCCCGGCAGCAACGUUGAGGAGUCCUCCAUCCUGGAGACAGUCACCGCUGUGGCUGCGGGCAAGCCUCUCUCCUGCCCAAACCACGAUGGGAAUGUGAUGGACUUUUACUGCCAGUCUUGUGAGACCGCCAUGUGCCGGGAGUGCACGGAGGGGGAGCAUGCAGAACACCCCACGGUCCCCCUCAAGGACGUGGUAGAGCAACACAAGGCCUCACUCCAGGUCCAGCUGGACGCCGUCAACAAAAGGCUCCCAGAAAUCGAUUCUGCUCUUCAGUUCAUCUCAGAAAUCAUUCAUCAGUUAACCAACCAAAAGGCCAGCAUUGUGGAUGACAUCCACUCUACAUUUGAUGAGCUCCAGAAGACUCUAAAUGUGCGCAAAAGUGUGCUGCUUAUGGAACUGGAAGUCAACUAUGGCCUCAAACAUAAAGUCCUUCAGUCGCAGCUGGAUACGCUGCUCGAGGGCCAGGAGAGUAUAAAGAGCUGCAGCAACUUCACCGCGCAGGCCCUCAACCACGGCACGGAGACGGAGGUGCUGCUGGUGAAGAAGCAGAUGAGCGAGAAGCUGAACGAGCUGGCGGACCAGGACUUCCCGCUGCACCCGCGAGAGAACGACCAGCUGGACUUCAUCGUGGAGACCGAAGGCCUCAAGAAGUCCAUCCACAACCUCGGGACGAUCCUGACCACCAACGCCGUCGCCUCCGAGACGGUGGCCACGGGCGAGGGGCUGCGGCAGACCAUCAUCGGGCAGCCCAUGUCCGUCACCAUAACGACCAAGGACAAGGACGGCGAGCUGUGCAAGACGGGCAACGCCUACCUCACGGCCGAGCUGAGCACGCCCGACGGCAGCGUGGCGGACGGGGAGAUCCUCGACAACAAGAACGGCACCUACGAGUUCCUGUACACGGUGCAGAAGGAAGGGGACUUCACCCUGUCCCUGCGGCUCUACGACCAGCACAUCCGGGGCAGCCCGUUCAAGCUGAAGGUGAUCCGCUCGGCCGACGUGUCCCCCACCGCCGAGGGCGUCAAGCGGCGCGUCAAGUCCCCGGGCAGCGGCCACGUCAAGCAGAAGGCGGUCAAGAGGCCCGCGAGCAUGUACAGCACCGGGAAGCGGAAAGAGAACCCCAUCGAGGACGACCUCAUCUUCCGAGUGGGUACUAAAGGAAGAAAUAAAGGAGAAUUUACAAAUCUUCAAGGGGUAGCUGCAUCUACAAGUGGGAAGAUACUAAUUGCAGAUAGCAACAACCAAUGUGUACAGAUAUUUUCCAAUGAUGGCCAGUUCAAAAGUCGGUUUGGCAUUCGAGGCCGUUCUCCCGGGCAGCUGCAGCGGCCCACAGGAGUAGCUGUGCAUCCCAGUGGGGACAUAAUCAUUGCAGACUAUGAUAAUAAAUGGGUUAGCAUUUUCUCUUCUGAUGGCAAGUUUAAGACAAAAAUUGGAUCAGGAAAGUUGAUGGGGCCCAAAGGAGUCUCUGUGGACCGCAACGGGCACAUCAUUGUGGUGGACAACAAGGCGUGCUGUGUGUUUAUCUUCCAGCCAAACGGGAAAAUAGUCACCAGGUUUGGUAGCCGAGGAAAUGGGGACAGGCAGUUUGCAGGUCCCCAUUUUGCAGCCGUAAAUAGCAAUAAUGAGAUUAUUGUUACGGAUUUCCAUAAUCAUUCUGUCAAGGUGUUUAAUCAGGAAGGCGAAUUCAUGUUGAAGUUUGGCUCAAAUGGAGAAGGAAAUGGUCAGUUUAAUGCUCCAACAGGUGUAGCUGUGGAUUCAAAUGGAAACAUCAUUGUAGCAGACUGGGGAAACAGCAGGAUCCAGGUUUUUGACGGAAGCGGAUCAUUUUUGUCCUACAUUAACACAUCCGCUGACCCACUCUACGGCCCCCAAGGCCUGGCCCUAACUUCAGAUGGCCAUGUUGUGGUUGCAGACUCUGGAAACCAUUGUUUCAAGGUCUAUCGGUACUUACAGUAAUGGUUGGGCAGCUGGACAGCCCCUUACAAAGGUCUUGCACUAUAAACUGGAAUGGAUUUCUCGACGCGGGACCAGAUUACACUAGACUUUUCAUGCUAGAAAGAAUCAGUGAUGAACUUUCCAAGGGUAUUUCUGAAUGUAACUAUUUCCUUAAAAACUGCAUAUCUGAUUUCUGUAAUUCACUUCUAGGGUUUAAAGAAAAGAAAUCCCUUUUACUGAAUCUAUGGAAACUGCAAAGUUUUACGCCUGUGAACUAUGGCUUAUCAGACAGGGAUUUAUGUAGUUGAACUGAUUUUGCAAAUCAAACACUAAAAAAACCUAGAAUAUUUAAAAAUAUUCGUUAAUCCUGUGAAUGGUAGCUUUUGUGCAGAGCUUCCAGAAACAAAACAAAAACAAAAUCUGUUGUAGUUACAGACUUUAUUUAACUUUGGUUAUGAGACCCGGGGGAUCUUCUAACCUCACUUUUACAGUAGGUAUUACUCACGUGACAUUUUUUGGUUACCAGUAACUACAUAUAAAUUAGAAAAAAAAAAAAAGACCAUUUUAUAAAACCCUCCCAGCUGUGAUUAGGCAGGCCUCUUUUGAGUUUGGCACUUAAAAACCACUGCAAAUUUCCCAUCCUUUCUGGAUUAGAUCUAAGAUCCUUUUUGUGUGUGCUUUUCACCUUUUCUCUCCUGCUCACCUUGUAUCAAAAAACAAAGUCCAUUUUCAGGGAAUCAUGAAAUUCCCAAUCCUUUGAAAAGCAUAUUACAAUAGCAAAUGCUACCUUUUGGAACAGCCCCCCUCAACUCCAGAUUAAUGAAUUGGUAUGUAAUCAAGAAAAAGUUAGCCACAGUUUAUGUGCCAUGUUCUCACGUGUCUCUCCUCUUCCACUUCAUGAAAGCGAAAGCUUUACCUCCUGCGAGAUGUCAGCACAUGUAGUAGGACACCAGUAUCCUAGGACAGAGAGCCAUAAGUAGCCCUUUGGAGGACUGAUGGUGUCAACCAAAGGCAUGUGAUUGAUUAAUGGUUUCCCCUUAGAAAGCAAAUGUUACCAAAGUUGUGUUAUCUCGAAAGCAUUACAGGUAAGGGCAUGUUAUGGUUAUUUAUCAUUGUCUAAUGAAUAGUAGAGGCAUUAAAGGACUAUGUAUACACGAUUAGGGUAAGGUGUAGAAUGUAUCAUAUAUAUAUAUAGCUGAAUCUUUGGUGUACUCAAAUAGGCAGCACUCUGAAAGACAGAAGCAUCGUCCAGCACAUUCCUUUACCGCGCAGUUUAAAGCCGUCCUAGUAGAGCAAGCCCGAAAACAGGUUUACUUUUCACCAUUGUCCAGUAAUGAUGAUAUUGGCUGACUUUUAGCCAGAAAAUGGCCUUCUGUGCUUUCAAAAAAACAAAAACAGGUCGGAGGAAAAAGAAACGUUGAACUUGAGUUAAAUUUAAGUAUAAAUGCGUUUGGAGAAAUGUGAAGAAUAAUUUAGUUAAUUGUGAAUCUGUCAUUGAUACUGUAAAAUAAAAUGUGGUCUCUUUCCACUGUUUAAUUUUCUACUCAGUUCUACCAAAUAGGAUGUCAUGUUUGGCAUUUUCGAUAAUGACUUUGGGAUCUCUUUCACUGAAAGCACCUUAGAACUGUACUAUGAGAAAACAUUUCCCAUAUGUAUAUGUUAUGUUCAUUGCUUUUUAAUUUAUAAUUCAGUCAUUCUCUUCUAUAGGACUUUUUUAAAUGUAGAAGGGAAAUCUAGCUACUUCCAAUUGUCUAUCAAAUUUAUUAUGCCCAAAUCAACCUCUGAAAGAAAAUUUUUCAUGAAGAUUAACAUUAGAUUUACCUUUUUGUUUGUUUUUUUAGCUAGAGUUUUCGAAAUAUUUGAGACUAUAAUGAAGUCAUAAAAUUCAAUAACAUUUUUAGAAUGUAAAACUAAGAUACUAUUUGCUAACAAUACUGAACUAAUAAUAAUAAGUCUUUGAAUUCAGACAUUCGUAUUCAGUGAGUGCUUACUAGGUGCCAAGCUGCUGAUCUAGGCACUGAGGAUACAGCACAGCCAUGGAGAAAACAGACAAAACUCCCGCCUGCUUGGAGCUUAUGCUCUAGGGAGGAAUUUCAUUUUGCCAUUUACUAACAUUCUGCAUAAGAUAAGCUAGACUCUUGAUAGCUCCUAGAUUCUUUAAAAGAAAACUUUUUAAAUUGGUUAAAUCAAUUUUGGUUUAUUUUCACAAGCAAAAAUGGCUUCCUAUUUAGGUUCUGUCACAAGCUAUUGGUCUUAAGACUAGUUUACUUAAAAGAAUUAUUUUGCACAUCAUUGAAAUUUUUAUUUGUGAAUUUAGCAAUUAACCAGCCAUCAUACCGUAACAGGCUGGAUAUCUCAAUAAUAGAUUGAAUACAAGGCUAAUUUUUUUUUAAUCUGUCAUUUUUGGCACAAACUGGAAUGGAAAAAUAGAUACUUCAAUUCAGACCUGUUCCACUAUGUGUCACUGGAACAUAUUGCUGUGGGCACUCCAAGAAACACUGUAUUUUUCCCCCAACAUAUGUAGUCUCUUGUAUGUUAAAGUGUAGAUGACAUUUCACAUUUGGAUACAUAGGAGCAUUUACUGUAUUUCUUAAUAAGCAUAUUCGAGGAGGGGGAAAGUGCUGCUGAUAAGAUAGGAAUAGGCAAGAUUUAAAUGAAGUUUUGUCACAAUCUAUAGAAAAUGGUUUCUGGUAAACUGAGAAGGAUAUUAAAGUAAGUGACUUUUUUUCCCUGAGCCAUCAUCGUUGUUUGAUUUCUCUUUGUCAAGUGUACAGAACCUGUCAUACAUUCAUGAUAAGUAGCACUGAAAAAUUACCCAUUCAGAUGUCCCCUGGGCACUUCUGGCAAAAGAUUGCCAGUUCGAAUGUAAAGGUCGGUGAUGCAUUCCCACCCAGUAUAGACCUCUCCUGCUGGACUUGGGGGACGUAGUCACUCGACCAUCCCGAAACACAUGAAUAAAAAGCCUUUAUGACUGUUCACCAUUUUUUUUAAUGGUACUUAGUAUCUUGAUCAAACUUUUAGUCUCUAGUAACUAAAUAAGUCCCCAAGUUUCCUUAUUUUAAUUUACUCUUUGACUAGAUUUGAGACAAAUACUACAGGUCCAUGCAACUAGAAUACACUUGCUUCUAUUGCCUAAGUAUACAGGGUAUGUCCUCACUUGGAGUUAACUGGAAUAGCAGUACGGUAGCAAGUGUCUGUGGAUCCUUACCAUUGAAGGAUAUGCAUAAAUGCUUUGGUAAUAUCUACUGAGAGAAUUGGAGGAAAUAGCAAAUGAACCUUAGGUACUGUGCAGAUCACUUCAAAUGGGAAAAACCUUUUUGUACACUUGGACUCUAUAGUAUCCUCCCUAUUCAGCUUCUGAAAAGGGAGGAGUAUUUUUAGUUAAAUAAUUUAAAAACAAGACAUUUCCAGGUAGGAUAAAAUUGAAGCUAUUUGCUGCAGCCAUCGUCUAAUUUUGCUUAAAAUCGAAAGUGGUAAUACUGUUGCAUUCUGUAAAUGUUGCAGGGUUUUAAACUUUACAAUUAUUUUAAUAUUUUUGAUAACUAGGAAUCUAGUAUUGCCAUAAAGGAAACUAAGUGCCCAUUAAAGAUUUGUUUGGUAUAAAUAAAUGAUUUUUUUGUUUUGUUUUAAAUGACAGUAAGCUACAAAUCAUGAUGUUUAAUCUUAAACUUUCUGAAGAUGAACUGUGUGGCAGUGAUUGUGUGGUCUGUUUGUGGAGAAUGUAUGGAAAGCUAUUAAUAUUCUAAACUAGAUUAAUAAAUCGGCUAUGUUGUCCCAAUGAAUGUACAGCACGUCCAUUAAUUUUCAAAAGCAACACAGCCUUAAACUCCGUGCUUUUGCUUUAUGACAUGGGAAUGUUCUGUCCUCAACAGAGUGUAUUCUUGUAAUAGAAUCCUUUAUAUCAUUCUCAAUUCUAUUGCCUUUCAAUCCUAUGUAUGAGUAUUAAGGGUUUUUGCUUCCUUUUUUUCUUUUUAAAUUUUGUACAUUCCAUCUUUAUAGGUCUGUUUCAUACAUUUUGUGUAUAGAACACUAAGUCUUGCGCUCUCUGACAUUGAUAACUGAUAUCUUCUCAUUUGUUCUUUUACGAAUCGAAAUGCCGACUGCCUAUUUAAAGAAAAGAAUGAACGCUGUGCAUCAAAGUGUUUGUAUGUUCGUAGCUACAUACGUACCACAGUAUUUUGGAUGCUUUAGUCUAAAUAAAACUUUAAAUUAAUUCUGUCUUGAAACAUAGGAGAAACAAGUUUCAUGUGUAUAUCUUUACCAUGCACAAAAUCUCAAAUCAUUAUAAUAAAGCUUGUUUUCUCCAUUUC
Molecule: messenger RNA, 6860 nt
Organism: Canis lupus familiaris (dog)
Lineage: Eukaryota; Metazoa; Chordata; Mammalia; Carnivora; Canidae
Gene: TRIM2
Product: tripartite motif containing 2
Exons: 12
Coding region: 283-2571 (762 amino acids)
Biological process (GO): protein polyubiquitination; negative regulation of translation; proteasome-mediated ubiquitin-dependent protein catabolic process
Molecular function (GO): ubiquitin protein ligase activity; protein binding; zinc ion binding
Source: RefSeq, a predicted model, not a curated record